This is a messenger RNA of Aureobasidium pullulans EXF-150, 1050 nucleotides long. RefSeq lists its product as uncharacterized. The coding region runs from base 1 to 1050 and encodes 349 amino acids. NCBI's taxonomy places the organism in Eukaryota, Fungi, Ascomycota, Dothideomycetes, Dothideales, Saccotheciaceae. The transcript is spliced from 4 exons. The record is from RefSeq and is a predicted model, not a curated record.
AUGCGUCUUACACUCGUUUUUCCAGGCUUUGCAGCCGUGGCUUUGGCAAUGCCCGCCCCUCUGCCUCAGGAGAUCGAUGUUGGUAUGGUCCUCGCUGCUCCUGAGCCGAUUACCUAUGACCCAGUUGUCGGGGCUACUGCUCAGGUUGUCUCCUACGAUUUCACCUCCAUGCUUGCCCAAGCCACGGCUCCGGCCACCUCAGUCGCUACCGACGCCGCUGCCACCGCUACUGCCAUUGAGAAGAGAGGUGCUGCCUGCACUUCCCUGGCUGCUGGCGCUUCUGGAGCACCUGCCUAUUCUCCUGACACCCCUGCUGCAUUUGCCUCGAACUCGGACUUCGCUUCUGUGGCUAUCAAUGCCCCUGUUCCUACUGGUUACAGCAAUACAUUCACCAACGCCAAUGCUUCUAACAGUGCCUACGGUUAUCUUGGAUUCACGACCCUGAGUACUUUUGAUACAGCGAAGUGUGCUGCUAAGUGCGAUGCUAUUCGCGGAUGCCUUUCAUUCAACCUCUACUUCGAAAGGGACCCUAGUGUCGACCCUGGCUCUGGAGCAUCUGGCUGCGAGAACCCUGCCAGUGUCACGUACAUAAAAUGCGUAUUUUGGGGAGGUUACGUUUCAAAUGCAAAUGCCAACAACUAUGGACAGUACCGCAACAAGUUUCAGGUCCUGAUCGCUGGAUCCAACGGCUACACUAAUAACACCUUGGCCGCCCCUGCUGGCUACUCUGAUGCCAUAUAUUAUGGUACCCGUGCUAUUGAUGCCCCUCUUGAUGCUCAGGGCUUCAACACCUUCAUUACCAGCAAGAUCUUUUCCGGCCCCUUUGAUGCUAGACUUUGUGCCGCAGCCUGUGAUGCUCAGACUCAGUACGCUAUCGACCACCCGUCUGCUGAUGGUACACCGGCGAAAAAGUGCCAGUUCUUCAACACUUACAUUCUCAACCUGAACGACAACAAGCAUCCUCAGGGCCAAUACUGUACCCUGUACACUGAGGCUUGGCCUACUAAGUACGCCACUUCGACCGGAUCUACUACCAGCAGGUUAGUUUAG